CAAUCCAUUACUCUGCAGAAAAGAUCUAUCUUGAACAAAGAAAACAUAAUUCAAAACAGUAAUUGGUUACUUUUUCUUCAUCAAUUCACCCACAUCUAAAGUAACCCCUCAACUGCCAUUAUCUUUUUGUUGGACAGAAAAGCAGGACCUUCUCCAAUAUAUUUAUGAAAGAGUGGGUGCAGAAGAGUUGGUAAGCCAAACAACCAGCAUAUUGAGUAUGCAACUCUUACGCCCAGAAGAUCCAACUUAUCAACACGAAUGGGUCCUGGAAGACAUCCGCACAACAUUCUUCAAAUGUACCAGAUGGCAAAUCGAAGAGACCAUGGAUCCAAUUAACUGCCCUUAUCAUUACUUCUGCGACAGCACUUACCCAGGGAAUUAUCCGCCCGCUGUGGAUGUUCUAUUAGUUUUCUUUACCACAGCUUCAUACCUGGCAACCCUAUUGUUGAUGGUCAUGGAGAUAUAUGGCAGAAGCCGGCAAACUCAUCUUGGCCAACUAAGAAGAUACUUGCUACCAUCUGGUCCAGUUUCCCUCCCAAUAUUCGUCAUGGCCAUUGCCAAGGGCCGCCGGAUCAACACAGUGUUUCCCCUUUCAUGCAUCGGCCCUGCCAUCCUCCAAUUGAUUCAAAUCUCAGCUCUUGCAUUUGACAGCGAAGCUGACGGGGAUGUCAAGUACGCAUUCUUCAAGGCAUCAACAGUCUCUGGAAUUUUUCAUGCAAGCCUGUACCUGGAUUCAACUAUAUUGCCUUACUAUACAGGUUUUGAUGCCCUAGUGUCAUCAACCUUCUCUGGUGAGUGUACAUCUUGCGUGUGUCGGAAAGAAGCCCUGGUUGUGGGAGGAAAGUUUUCCUAUAGGGGGUGGUCACUAGCAACACUUCUGGUCGCGGGUACUCUUUGUUUAAGGAUUAUAUACAGGAUAUCCUCUGAGAACAGAGGAAAAACCCUAAUAAUCAAGUCCAUAUUGGAAAAUUUAGGUUGGAUCUUAAUAACUAUGGACUCUGUACAUCUAAUAGUGAAUUCUCCUCCUGAAAGAUCUCUGUCACGUGAUGCUGCAUUUGCAGCUUCCCUAGUGUUGAUUUGCCUUCAUGUACUCAAAAAAGCAUGCACUCAGCUUACACAGUGGCAGUGGCAUUCAAGGUCCGAAAAAUAAGAUGGAAUAAGAUGCAUCACAAACAUGAAAGAAAAAUAUAAUAAAGGGAAGAAGCAUAUGUGUUUGCAUAAAUUACAGUUUUUUCUAUUCAAUGUGAAGUUGCUCAAAAGGUAAUAAAAAAUUGCACCACAAAAAAUUUAGAAGCUAAGGGUAGUGUAGCACAUCAAUAAUGGCAGAUGGUACAAAUUCCUAAGCUUAUUCCUGGUUACAGCACGGCAACUCUUAUCCUCGCCUUAAAAAGGCUUCUAGAGCAAGAUUCCAUAGCACUUCACAAGAAAAAUCUCCGGCGGCUAGUGUCCAUUUCCGGCUAGCAUUCAGGGGGGGGGGGGGGGGGGG
This is a messenger RNA of Cornus florida, 1486 nucleotides long. RefSeq lists its product as uncharacterized. The transcript has a single exon. Lineage: Eukaryota; Viridiplantae; Streptophyta; Magnoliopsida; Cornales; Cornaceae. Bases 218 to 1150 code for a protein of 310 amino acids. The record is from RefSeq and is a predicted model, not a curated record.